Molecule: messenger RNA, 1425 nt
Organism: Cinclus cinclus
Lineage: Eukaryota; Metazoa; Chordata; Aves; Passeriformes; Cinclidae
Gene: HRH1
Product: histamine receptor H1
Exons: 1
Coding region: 4-1425 (473 amino acids)
Biological process (GO): chemical synaptic transmission; regulation of vascular permeability; G protein-coupled receptor signaling pathway, coupled to cyclic nucleotide second messenger
Cellular component (GO): membrane; dendrite
Molecular function (GO): histamine receptor activity; G protein-coupled serotonin receptor activity; neurotransmitter receptor activity
Source: RefSeq, a predicted model, not a curated record
AAGAUGUCCAACAACACAACAGAGAGCUCCAGCAACGCUUCCUCAGCUCUGCUGGGCCUGUCCCUGGGAAGCGUUUCCCUGAUCACCAUUGUCAUGAACAUUUUAGUGCUGUGUGCUGUGAAAAUGGAGAAGAAGCUGCAGACUGUGGGUAAUUUAUACAUCGUGAGCCUCUCCAUCGCGGAUCUGAUCGUGGGGGCGGCCGUGAUGCCCCUGCACAUCGUGUACCUGCUGAGCACCAAGUGGCCCCUGGGGCUGGCAGCCUGUUUGUUCUGGCUCUCCAUGGAUUACGUGGCCAGCACGGCUUCCAUCUUCAACCUCUUCAUCCUGUGCAUGGACCGGUACCGCUCGGUGCAGCAGCCGCUCAAGUACCUCAAGUACCGCACCAAAAUGAGAGCCUCGCUCCUCAUCCUGGGGGUCUGGCUGCUCUCCUUCACCUGGGUCAUCCCCAUCCUGGGCUGGCACGUUUUUGCCAACAAGGGGAAAAGGAAGGUGCCGGAAGAAAAGUGUGAGACAGAGUUCUUCGACGUCACCUGGUUUAAAGUGCUAACGGCCAUUUUCAACUUCUACCUGCCCUCCCUGCUGAUGUUGUGGUUCUACUGCAAAAUCUUCAGAGCUGUUCGAAAACACUGCCAGCACCGAGAGCUCACCAAUGGAUCUUACUGGUCUGCCAUGGAAAAAAACGUGCAGCACACUAAAACCAAGGAUGAGAAAAAUAAUUGCCUCCAGAAGCAAAUCUUAGGUGAGAACACGCCUGGCACAGACAAGCAAAGCUCCGCAGAGCCCCAAAGAGUGGAGGCAAAGCUUCAUUUCAGCCAACCUGACAAGGCUUCCAAGGCACUGAGAAAUGGGAAGGUCCUGAAGUGGAGCUGUUUCUCUCUCAGCACAGCCACGCCUGAGCCUGGCUUGGGUAAAGCAGGGAAGAAGGGCGUGUGUGCCACAAGAAAACCUGGGAACAAGGAGCAGCCUGACAGCCAGGACAGUGACUCCAGCGUGGCAUCCGACAACCACACCUUCACUGAGGUGGCCACCCGUGCAGAGCAGCCCAGCCCCAGCCCCAGCCCCAGCCCCACGGGAGCCUGCUGUCCUCAGGGAAGGACGGAACGCAGGGAUUCCAGGGGCCUGACGCUCCUGAGGAAAACCUGGCACACCCUGCACAGCCAUUCCAGGAGCAGCCACCGGCACGGGAACAGGGAGAGGAAGGCGGCCAAGCAGCUGGGGGUCAUCAUGGCAGCCUUCAUGCUCUGCUGGAUCCCCUACUUCGUGCUGUUCAUGGUGGUAACGUUCCACGACCAGAAGCAGCUCUCACAACUGCACAGGGUCACCAUAUGGCUGGGCUACAUCAACUCCACCUUAAAUCCAUUCCUGUACCCGCUCUGCAACCACAACUUCAAGAAGACUUUUAAAAAGAUCCUUCACAUUUAUUGA